GCCUUGUAACAAUGCAAUGGGGAACUGUGAGGAAACUACAUGGCUCUUUAGUAAUUUAACAAGAGAAUCAACAGCAAUGCUGGCUGAAGGUGGGCUGAUUCACCAAGGAGCCAAAGCUAAAUCAGACAGACUGAGAGUUACAGAGAAUUGUUCUCUGGUUAUAAAGAAGGUCACAGAGGAGGAUGCUGGUCUUUACACCUGCAGACAGUUCAGAUCAGGAGAAAGAGAAGGUUUAGACUCUCGUGUUUAUCUGUCUGUUGUUAACAUGACUCAACGUCAGGAGAAUGAUGAAGUGACGUUACUCUGCUCUGUGAAGACAUAUGGAGAAUGUAGACUCAAAGUGAAGUGGCUGCUUCAGGGUCAAGAUGUGGAUAAAGAAAACAGAGAGAUAAAGACAUCACAGUCUCCCUGCUCUGCCUCUGUGACAUUUCAGACUUCUCAUUUUAGUUACACAACAAGGUCUAAGUUGUUUAAAUGUGAAGUAACUGAUGAGAACACAGAAAGAGUACAGGUGUUUUUCUUCAGCCCUCAGUCUUUAGCAACAACUGAGACUUAUGAAAAGGAUUCUGCAAAUGAAACGUCAGGUGUGUGGUUGUACAUCGUUGUUGCCGUGGGUUUGGCAGCACUCUUGAUAAUAGUUGUUGCAGUUGUGGGAUGGAGGAAAUCUAAAGCCAACGCAACACAAAUGGAUGACCACAUCAUGCUGACCUCAAACCCUGCAGUGACUCACUCUGCUCCGGAAAGCUGUCAGGACACGGUGAGAUCACACUGCACAGGAGUUUUGUUCUGCAAAUUAUUAAUAGAUAACAGUCUUGAGAGUGUGAUAAUUUGCUCUAAAAUGUAAAACGGAAGUUAGUUGAUGCACCUUGACUC
This is a messenger RNA of Notothenia coriiceps (black rockcod), 873 nucleotides long. RefSeq lists its product as uncharacterized. Bases 17 to 844 code for a protein of 275 amino acids. The record is from RefSeq and is a predicted model, not a curated record. NCBI's taxonomy places the organism in Eukaryota, Metazoa, Chordata, Actinopteri, Perciformes, Nototheniidae. Gene Ontology annotation, molecular function: protein tyrosine kinase binding; MHC class II protein binding. Gene Ontology annotation, biological process: positive regulation of ERK1 and ERK2 cascade; interleukin-15-mediated signaling pathway; T cell activation. The transcript is spliced from 6 exons. Gene Ontology annotation, cellular component: membrane raft; external side of plasma membrane.